This is a messenger RNA of Cygnus olor (mute swan), 11202 nucleotides long. It is a transcript of the gene TRIM67, whose product is annotated as tripartite motif containing 67. Gene Ontology annotation, molecular function: zinc ion binding; protein binding. The record is from RefSeq and is a predicted model, not a curated record. NCBI's taxonomy places the organism in Eukaryota, Metazoa, Chordata, Aves, Anseriformes, Anatidae. The transcript has 10 exons. Bases 129 to 2336 code for a protein of 735 amino acids.
GGCUCCCAGCCCCCCGGCCCGGCCCCGCCGAGCUGUCCGCGCCCGGCGGGUGCUGAACGCCCGUGGGCGAGGGGGGGCGCCGGGGGCAGCCCCAUCCCCAUUCCCCCCCGCGCACGAAGUCGGCGGCCAUGGAAGAGGAGCUCAAGUGCCCGGUGUGCGGCUCGCUCUUCAGGGAGCCCAUCAUCCUGCCCUGCUCGCACAAUGUCUGCCUGCCCUGCGCCCGCACCAUCGCCGUGCAGACCCCGGAGAGCGAGCAGCACCUGCCGGCCCUGCUCCACCCGCGGGGCACCGCCGCUCCGGCCACGGCCCCGGGGCCGCCCGGGGGCUCCGCCGCUCCCCCGGACCCGGAGUGCGCGGCGGGCGGCGGCGGGGACCACGCGGACAAGCUGAGCCUGCACAGCGAGACCGACAGCGGCUACGGCUCCUACACCCCCAGCCUCAAGUCCCCCAACGGCGUGCGGGUGCUGCCGCUGGUGCCCGCGCCCCCCGGAGGGGCGGCCGGGGCGGCGGCUCCGCGGGGCGCCGGCCCCGGCCCCGCCGGCUCGUCCCUCACCUGCCCGCAGUGCCACCGGAGCGCCUCCCUGGAGCAGCGCGGCCUCCGCGGCUUCCAGCGCAACCGGCUGCUGGAGGCCAUCGUGCAGCGCUACCAGCAGGGCCGCGCCGCCGCCGCCAAGUGCCAGCUGUGCGACCGCAGCCCGGCCGAGCCGGCGGCGGUGCUGUGCGAGCAGUGCGAGGUGCUGUACUGCGCCGCCUGCCAGCUCCGCUGCCACCCGGCCCGCGGGCCCUUCGCCAAGCACCGCCUGGCGCCGCCGCCCGGCCACCCGGGCGCCCCCGGCGGCGACGGGAAGGGGGCGGGCGGCGGGCGAAAGCCGGCGACGUGCGCCGAGCACGACCUGGAGCACUACAGCAUGUACUGCGUGAGCUGCCGCAGCCCCGUCUGCUACCAGUGCCUGGAGGACGGCCGGCACGGCAAGCACGACGUCAAGGCCCUGGGCGCCAUGUGGAAGCAGCACAAGGCACAGCUGUCUCAGGCUUUAAAUGGUGUUUCAGAUAAAGCAAAGGAAGCUAAAGAAUUUUUGGUUCAGCUGAAAAAUUUAUUGCAGCAGAUACAGGAGAAUGGGUUGGAUUACGAAGCCUGUCUCGUUGCUCAAUGUGAUGCCUUGGUCGAUGCGUUAACACGACAAAAGGCCAAACUGCUCACAAAAGUUACCAAAGAACGUGAGCACAAACUAAAAGUUGUUUGGGACCAGAUAAAUCACUGUACGCUGAAGCUACGUCAGUCAACAGGGCUUAUGGAGUACUGCCUAGAAGUUAUCAAAGAAAAUGAUCCCUCUGGGUUUUUACAGAUUUCAGAUGCUUUAAUCAAACGUGUUCAGGUAUCCCAGGAACAGUGGGUCAAAGGAGCCUUGGAGCCAAAAGUGUCUGCUGAGUUUGACCUGACACUGGAUAGUGAACCUUUACUGGAGGCGAUUCACCAUCUGGAUUUUAUUCAGAUGAAAUGUAGGGUUCCUGUUACAGUGCCACCCGUCCCAUUACUGCAGCUGGAGAAGUGUUGCACCAGAAACAACAGUGUGACAUUGGCCUGGAGGAUGCCACCUUUGAGCCACAACCCGGUGGAGGGUUAUAUCUUGGAACUUGAUGAUGGAGAUGGUGGCCAAUUCCGAGAAGUAUAUGUUGGCAAGGAGACUCUCUGCACUAUCGAUGGCCUUCAUUUCAACAGCACCUAUAAUGCGAGAGUCAAAGCUUUUAACUCAUCAGGAGUUGGUCCUUACAGCAAGACAGUUAUUUUACAGACAUCAGAUGUGGCGUGGUUCACCUUCGACCCCUCCUCAGCUCACAGGGACAUAGUGCUGUCAAACGACAACCAGACCGCCACCUGCAGCAGUUACGAUGACCGGGUUGUUCUUGGCACAGCCGCCUUCUCCAAGGGCGUGCAUUACUGGGAGCUGCAUGUGGACCGGUACGACAACCAUCCCGAUCCAGCCUUUGGCAUCGCCAGGAUUAACGUCGUCAAGGACAUGAUGUUAGGCAAGGACGACAAGGCUUGGGCCAUGUACGUUGACAACAACCGCAGCUGGUUCAUGCACUGCAAUUCUCACACCAACCGGACUGAAGGAGGAGUCUCUAAAGGUGCCACCGUUGGUGUCCUCCUGGAUCUGAACAAGCACAACCUGACCUUCUAUAUAAAUGGGCAGCAGCAAGGGCCUCCAGCUUUUGAAAACAUUGAGGGUGUCUUCAUGCCUGCACUGAGCCUCAAUCGAAAUGUCCAGGUGACACUGCACACAGGACUGGAGGUGCCACAAUGUGUAAAGCAGCCAAAGUUGCCCAGCAACUAAUGAAGCUCCUGCCUGAGCCCCUGCUGGAUUCUGUAAGCUUUCUCAGUAUGAUUUGGCACCUUUUAGUAAGUCAGCAAAAAAGCAUUCUCUUCCCUACGUAAAAUGUUGUACACCAUGUUGCUCACUGAGUACUCCACUGGUUACAGCUCGCCCACUCCAUCUUUAAUUUAACAAGCCACAGCAAGCAUACCCACAGAACUGGCACGUGAUUACAAAUGGGUACCUGCACAUAGCUAUACUGCACUGCAUACAUGUGCACACAACACGCAUACACAUAUUUAUAAGGUGAAAAGUUAAAUGAGUGUAUUUUCUCUCCCAUGGCUGGAUUUGUACUCUAAAGAUACUAAGGAUGCUUGAAAAAAUGGGCAAGACUAGGACUGGGGAACAUUGGCUGUUGGAACAAUUCACCAGUUGGUGAACUGGAUUCCUUUGCCUCCUGAAAUCGUUAAUUCAAGACAGCGUGUGUUUUGGCAGCUGAAGUGGAGGCUGUGUGCUCAGUUAAAGAAUUCACGUGCAAGAUUCUUUUGUCUGUUACUUCCAGGGGCUCAAAUGACCUUAACUAUUCCUUCUGGCUCUAGACUACAGUAAGCUGUGACUCGUGUUCCCCUAGAAUGCAGUGGCAGAACGAGAAUAAGAUUGUUUUCCAAAUGCUGUCACAUAAUAGUUGUGCUCGUUUGAGCUUGCACCAUGAUACCUGCGCAAUUCAGAUAUGAAAGGUAGAGAGAAAAAUAUUCUUGAUACAUUUUCAUAUUUCUUAUUUAAGUGUGAUUGUGGGGACUAUCACACAGAGAAGAUCUGGUUGGUGGUUAUCAGCACAACUCUUGAAAAAUGAUGCAGGGUAGAUCCUUUUGAAUUUAACUGAUAAGAGAUUUAUUUAGAUAUGGUAUAUGCAAAGUAUUCCACACAGAAAUGCUGCUUUUCAGCCUUGAUCCUGUAAGUCCUGGGCAGUUGUAGUUCCAAUGUAGCUUUGAGGUCAAAAGCCUUAAUUUUCUAUUAGAUUAGGGUGAUGUAACUAAUGUCUUGACUUCCAUGAAACGUUUGAGCAAGAGAAAUUUAUAGGAUUAAUGCUAAAUCCAUUCUGAAGAUUUUUUUCUGGAUUGGGACAUAAAUACUUUGUCUGACUUGACCGUAUCCUGAAUCUCCCGUGAAAGUAAGAAGCCAUUUCAGAUGCUGUCCAUGACAACGUGAGUCUGACCAACGUGGAACUUCCCAUAACCACGGCACUACCACCUGCAUGCUGUUGUCAGAAAACAUAUUGGUUUGUGUGUUUCUUUUCCUCUAAAACAAGUUAACAUAUGCAGUGUGUGUGCAUAGCAGUAAUGCAUAAGAACAAGAUGCAGCAGACUGUGUGAGCCCAUGACAUCUCAGACUUCGUCAUUUGUCAUUUUGUCCAAUCCUACAUAAGUGCAGUGGUAUCAAACAAGAUACCACAAGCAUCAGCUCUUAUAUCCUAUAGAUGUACUAUGUCCUUUUCUUAAAUUCUGCUGCUUAUACAGAUUUUCCCCUCUAAGCAUAUGUAUAAGCACUUGCGUACUGUUGUCAGACAAGUAAUUAUGAAGCCUGAAAACAAAUACCCUAACCCAAAUCCAGCUAACUGCCUUGCAUUAAACCACAGCCGCAGGACCAACAGCCCAGGCUUCCCUUAGGGCAGCCUGGUGCAGGUGCACUUUCAGUCCCUGGCCUGAGCACAUCACUCAGGUAGUGCUGAGUGCUGGCAAGGCUGCACUGUGACAGAGCAGCAAGCGUCCUCACUGGUGGCAUCCCACCCUGCAGCCACUGCGGGGAGCGGAAGGCAACCCGGCAUGAAAUAGUCACGGGCUAUUUCACAGGUGAAAUGCAGCCUGCCACCACAGUGCCUGUAACCAGCUAAGCAUCUCGUAGCCCACCUCUCCUGCACAACAGCAAUGCACCUUCAGGGAUGUCAAGACUGAAAUAGGAAACAAAACCAACAACAGGAAAAAAAUAACUUAAGCUGUUAAGCAGGAAAGCAACUGUACUUUCUUCAAAGUCUGAAAUGGAUUGUAUUAGUAACCUUUUAAACAUUGGAAUAACUGUGCUACACUCAUCUUGAUUUCUUAAGGAAUAGCAGAGACCAACUGUGUUUUAAUUUUGGUUGUGUUUAAUGCCAUAUGAACUCGUGCAGGAUUUUCUAAUUUAGUGGGUCUGCUUUAACCUACCUCAGCUAGAAUGCUAUUGGACCCUGAAUUUCCUCUUGAGCAUGCUCAUCGUAAAAUUGUCUUCAGUGAACCUGAAAGCUGAGUAUUGCCAGUCAGAGCAGUGUGUGGGAAUACUGUACAUAAGUUGCACAUAGUUUUUUAUAUUGAGGCACAUCCCAUGAUAAUUUUAAUACAGAAGGCACUCCACUUUCACUUUUCUUAUUAAAAACAAACAGACGUUGUUUGUUUUGGGACUGAACCUUUGUCUUUACUCCCAGCUUCUGUGAAGGGAAUUCAAAUGAGUUUAGAUCUUUCCACUCUUCAACCGUUGCCAGAUGUUUAAAAUUAAUUCUGAAUGGGUUUUAGAAGCGUUGCAGUACUUGAGUUUGGUUUGCAUAGUUGCUUUGGUAUAGGUUCCUAGUGUUGUACCUUGGGGAGAAUGCAGUGAGUGGUGCAGGUUACUAAGUUUUAAUGGAAAUACGGAUGGUAGGGACCCGCAUCAGCUCUGUAGAGAAGCUCCUAGAAGCUCAUUGUUGUUCUAACACUCAUACAGGUAGGGUACAGACUAGCUACCAUUACAGUCUCUUUUUAACCUAGUGGAGAUGCAAAUAAAAUAAAAGGAAUACAUACAGUUAGAAGUAGGUAUCCUGCGUUAGUAAGACUAAUUUAGCCUAGGUCUAAACCUAAACUAAGUGGGUGUAUGUGUUGGUUGUGUACAAAUUCAGCAACUUGGAUUUGGCAUGGUCCAUAGCAAUAAACCAAGUUACCACAACAGAGUGUAGUCUCUUGACUUAGCUGGAUGCAUUUUGGUAGUUUAACAGAAAUAACGCUUAAGUAGAUAGAAUUAUGCUAGGAAACGAAUUAGUCCACACGUUAUAUUUAUGCAGAGCAUCCAAAUGGCAGCGGGAGCCAUGUGAACAUAGAGCAGAGCGGAAUUUGCUGUUUGCAGAACAGCGUCAGGUGGGGAGAAGCAGGGCACUUUCACCUCUUUGCUCAGGCGGGAGGUAGCUUGUUUCUCUGCAGGUAACUCUCCCAUCUGGUUGUAAACCCAGCAGUCUGCACGUUCUUCAUCUACAGCAUCUCUUUUGCCAGCUUUUAUUUCCUCCAAAUCCCUUCUCUGGGAGGGAGCCAGCAUUUUGUAGUGCGGUCCUUGCAGAAAUGGUGUUGCUGACUAUCCAGGAGGAACCCAGGGGACCAAAGGGUGACAUAGAUACCAAAGGGGACCGCUUUGGAUGUCUCUUGCUUCCUUUUGAUUCCUUGGGAUAUUUGUGCAGCUCUCUGGGGCUCCAAGCUCCUGCUCCUCCUAUAUCCCAGGCACCUGGACAAGCACAGAGCUGUUUUUUUUUGUGGGAUGCAUCUGUUCCUGGAGCACAGGCUCUUCCUUAUAAAUAGGAAAGCAGAGCCUUUUGCACUGGGAUGAAUUUCAUCCCCUGUGGUACGGAGUCCACAUAAGGCAGUUGUAAAUUGACUAAAUGUUUACAAAGAAGCAAGUCCUCCUCUAAUAAGCACAAUGAAACUUGAUUUCUGAAUAUGUCAAUUUGGAACAUCUGCACAGCUGCUAAAUAAAUAUUGUAGGCAAACUUUUUGUCCUGUAGAGCAACAAGGGACUCUUAGUUUUCACCUAUCCACACAAACCCAAACAUUAUCCUUUGUGAACCAUCGUCCUGUCCUGGCUCUUUCCUCUGCAAAUUUCCCUAUUAAGUUUAGUGGGACCAAACAGAAGAACUGUGCCAUCAGGGGCAUUGUCAGAUCUCCCAAUGCGUGCAGUGCUACACAAUUUCCUGAACCUGUGUUUCCCUCAUCAGCCCAGAAAGAGUUCUUGUGAAGAUCUCUUACUAAGAGCACAGGCCUAGCUGACAAUCUCUUACUACUUCUGAGGCUGAAAGAUGCGCACUAAAAUACGUGUCAGUAAGGACAGUAGGAUACUGUGAUGCAUCUUGAAUUUGGAAAGCAAUUUGACUUCUAAAACAUAGAAGACAGGCAAACAGCCCUGUCACCUCCCAUAUUUCCCAUACUGUUAAGACAUAUAAAGAAAAAUAUAUUGGACCGAAUUAAAAAAAAAAAAAACUUACAUAUAUCAGAAUUUAAGAGGAAAAGUAUCAAAUGUAAUUUAUUAUGUGCAUAGUGUUCCAUCAUGUUGUAAAUACACCAUUACAGUGUAUUGCUGUAGUUUGUUCUUGGCUGGUGAUCAGAGGUCUGUUGUAGUGCUGUAUGAAUUCUGUUUUUUAAUUUUCUUUUGAAAGUAUAAUUAGUAAAGAUGGCACAGAGCACCAAUACCCUAGUUUCCUGGUUGUUCUAGAGCAAGAAGAAAUGUGAUAUGCAGAUUUUUUUCUUUCUUACAUAUUAACAUUAAAAGAAGAAAGAGGAAGAGGGUCAAGGUUAAGCUGCCACUACCACCACGUGAAAAAUGCUAUGUUUGUGAUUGCCAACGAGGUGGUGCAUUUUGGACCACAAUUAAGAUGACCUGUUCCUGUGAGAAGGGAUGCAAAGUACAACAACCUGUUAACAGCAGCUUACUGGUACCAUCUAGUACAUCCUUUGUUCACAAAGAUGAGAAAAUAGAGUUGUUAGACCUAAUCUCAGGCUUUAUCAGCUUUGCAGCAUUCUGCUUAAAUAGCAGAGAAAAAAAUUAACCUUUGAAUCAGGUAAAAUAAUCUGAAAAAGCCAAACAUCUUGGCUAGCUCAACUCUGGAAGGGAGAUCACAAGUCCAUCAACAGGUUAUGGUAACAAAUCAAACACAUUGCAAACGUAAAGGGCACUUGUCACAGAAAACUAUCAAAGAUGGAGUGUCAUCUUACUAUUAUUAAUUUUUAUUAACUUUUUUUUUUAAGUGAGCUGCUUCUAGUUUUUAUUGACAACAUUUCUAGUCAUUCCUCUAUCCGGUAUUACUGAACACUGCACACACAAAUGGCUGGAGUGGCAGCUUGAAGCACAAAUCUGCCACAAAUAAGAUGCACUCAGUCUUCUUAUGUGUAGCAGCCCUUAUGCAAGCCACAAAAACUAGAUGGGUGGGGUUUCUGCAUCUUUGCACAAUACAGGAGACAGAUGUGUGUUGGCUGAGCUAGAUAUUCAGCAGCAUUUUCCCUUUCUGUUAAGUGACUUUCUGUUGCGUUUGUUAUUGGAAGCAAAUCCAAGCAGACCAGUACUAAAUUAUUUUUUUCUGCUGAUUGAAGGAUUUUUAAUAUUUUCUUGUAAGUCAGUAGAUCUAAGUAUUUAUGGAUCCAGAUCACAUUCUUUCAUCCCGAUGGCUGCUACCACCUUCCUUUAAUGUUGUCAGUAAAAACUAACCUUUGUAGGUAGCAUGGUGAGAAGACAUUAUGUGAUGAAUAUUGAAAUAAAUGCAUGAGGUAAAACUGCUGUUAUUUCUGAGUGUUAUAUGAAGCAUGAAUAACACUAAUUUAAAUGUUGGCAACCAAAAAAAGUGCAAAGGAAUAAGAUCAUGGUGUUCACUUCUGGCUAAGUGAAGGAUGAGACGUUUCUUCUGUUUUCUUCUUAACCACAGCAUUUUUUUCUUUAGCAUCAUUUCCCAUACCUUAUACGAAUUUGGACCUGGUGAAAUAUACAUCUCUUCUGCAUGUGUCUGUCACCAGAUCAAGAGGAAAAUAGAAACUUUUAUAAUUUUGUAUCUGUAGCAAAAGUUUGUAUUUUUUGAAUUGGAAACAAACUGCUUUUUGUCUUUUGGUCUAAAACUUUGUGUAUUAUUAUUACUCUUUUGGAAAAACCUGACAUAUGAGUUAAUGCCGUUUUACAGUUUCUAAAUAAAUUCUUAAAACAUUGCCAACAAAUUCAGCAUCAGUGGCUUUCUUAUUAUUAUUGAAAAGACUGUCACAGUGCACGCCCGGCUGUUGAUACCUGCUUUGUUACCAAUCAAUAACCCAGAGAAAAUCAAGAUCUCUUCUUCAAAGAAACCAUCCAUGUCUGAACUUAGCACAUAUGACGCAUCUCUGUCUCAGCACCACCUGAUUACCCCUGGCUCAUGUACUCUAUAGGGUACAGGGGAUGUUAUGUAGCUCUCACCCAUCUUAGAUGCUUUCCCAGAGACAGUUUCUGAGUCUCCAGAAAGUCCUGAUGGUGGAGGAAGUACGGCUUGAAAAUGAUGACAGCACCAGAAGGAUCUGAUUGGAAAGGCCAUCAUGUAAGUGUAAAAGUCAGACUGGGCAGGAAAGAGAAAGCUUUGUAAUACAGUUUAAAAUUACCUACCACACUGGUGCUGCACACCUUCAUCAGGCAGAUGCCUCAAGAAGGACUGAGCACUGCUACAGAGGUAGCACACUCAGACCCUCCAAAAAGGCACUCGUUUAAGCUACACAACCUCAAUGAGCACCUGUUAACAAAGAAAAAGAAAGCAUAGUGACAUGGUAAGAGCAAUGCUGGGGAAAGAAACAAAAGCCUGGCCACAACGAACAAUUGAGAGUAAGCACAGACGAGAGUGUGGAGACACCAUCCAUCAUGGUGGUAGGGUGCUUUUUAAGCAAGAGACAACUUUGCAUCGCUCUUUCAUUGUAAAGGCUCUGACUGAGAGGAAGGAUAAUGACAAUGGCUUCAGCAUAUGUGGAAACAGGAAUAACACUGAUUGUAUUCUUCCUAUCUGCUCUUUCUUAUGCCUUUUACUGUGACAAAGUUUUCUCCUUUUCUCCCUUGUUCUGCUAUCCGACCGCAGGUAACAGGGAAAAUUAGAUGGUCCUUGCUCUUCCUUGCCUGCAACAAAUCUGUUAUUUGGUCAAUACUGACUUUCACGCAUCAGUACAUGCCCCCAAAACAACUGUUUGCUGGUUGAACAUCCUAAAUAACAGAGCAUGUAAGUGUAACACAUUCUAGUCCAGAGAAACAUUAAGUGCAUAAAAGGUUCUCAACAGUUUAGUUAGCCAAAUGCCAGUCAUUAUCAUUUUUGUUAAUGUGUCCAGUAAAAAACUGGACCUAAAGCUAUCACUGUUUUACUGAGAACACGAUCCUGAAGGUAGGAUGGCCAACUUAAGUCACCUUGACAAGGUGAUAUUAAAAAGCAACGUAGCACCAUGUAACAGCAACUUUUUGUAAUGCAUCCACAGCACUGUGUGUUUGCAUGCUUACAUGUGUGAGGAAACAACAUUCUGAAUAAGCUUUUGCUUUUUUCUAAGGUUUAAUGUUCCACUGUCACCUUGGCAUUUCAAUUUUCAACUGUUUAUUUUAAGAACUGAAUUUCCUUCACCUCUUCUUUAACAGCACUUACAAAACCCGAGACCAGGACUGCAUUAAUUAGACAUUCCAUUCUGACCAAAGUUCACCCCUAAAAACCUUUCGGGAGCUGUGGAGGUGGAAAAUGAACCCUUUAAAUUAUCUAGGCUGAGUCAGGACACAAGCUCCCAAGUUAUAUUAUACCCAAAGCCAGAUAAACAGCACUUUAUCUAGAAGUGGGCACUGUACACUGUAAAACCAAGCUCAAGGAUCAACCAGAAAUUAAAAGAUACAGGCUGUUCUGUAACAUCCAAAGCCCAUCCUGCUGCCUCAGCAAGUCUUGAUGCUCUCUGUUCAAUCCUGCUUGGUGAUUACACCUUCACGUGAAAUUGUGAUUUGAUAUUUCUGCAGUGUGCAUAUUCAGUAACCAGAUGGGAUUAUUAAUUCCGGUUUGAAUUUGCAACCAAUACCGAAUAAGAAGAAAUCCAAUUAAGCAAUUAUGAAACGUGGUAACAGUGUUUAGCAAUCCAGCAAUCCAGUUCUGGAGCUGUGUGGGAAGGGUGUGCAGAAACACUCCCUUCCUCUUUUUAUCUUGCUCUAUUUUCCCUCUAGGCUUGCUCCUUCCCUCUUUUUAGUCCUCUCUGUGUUGGCACAGCAUUAUCUCCAAGACUUGAAAGUAAGGUGGAAGGUACGGGGGAAGAAGCGUGUGAGAAAGCAUCCCUUUCCGUGCUGUAGUUCUCCCUACCUCAGGAUAAUUUCUUAUCUUGGGAAGGGAGCAGCCUCUGGUGCUGCUGUUCUCAUGCUAGCUGUAAGCUGGCUUGGACCUCAUCACUUGAUGAGGUCAGAGCUCACCUUAUUCAGGCUCCCAGGAGGCAGCUAGGAAGCAUGCUUCCCAAACCCUCCUGGAUAAGCUGAAACUCAAUGAAUAACAAUUAAUUCCGUUUCCAAUGGAAACACAACCUUCAGAAACAAAAACCCACAACAACAAAACAAACCAAGCUAGAGAGGGCAAAACUGUUCUUUCAGACCGACCAAAUUGCUGAAAUCAAAAUAGCGCAAAAAAUUCAGUUUUGACAAAGAUUUCAUAGAAAAGACUUAUGAGGCACAGGAACACUGAUCAAAACAAACCUGAGAUAACCGUGAAUGAUCAGGAGCUACUGGGUGUCUAUGCCUCAUCUGGCAUUUGGCUCAGGUCUUGAAUCUUGUCUGGUUUUGUACACUGUCUUAAUCACUACGACCCCCGAAACCGCGAUCUGAAACAGUGACUAUCUGGAGUUUUCUGGAGAUAUUCAAGUUGAGUUUCUAACUCUUACCUGGGACAAAACUUCAGAAAAAGCGCAUUUUCAUUCUCAAGCAGGUAAUUUUGAAGCCUUAAAAGGCUUUGCUGGGCAGGAGAACUGUCUGUUGUGCAGCUCCUCUAUCCGCUAACAAUUCAGAUAAGCAGAAACAGACGUAUGCCUGGUAAGCGUUUAAACACGUAAGAACACCUCCUUCAGGUUCAGAGCAAGUAAGUUACUGCUUUUGCCAUAUUCCUUCCAGAUGAAAGCAAAGAGCU